Molecule: messenger RNA, 930 nt
Organism: Ilex paraguariensis (yerba mate)
Lineage: Eukaryota; Viridiplantae; Streptophyta; Magnoliopsida; Aquifoliales; Aquifoliaceae
Source: the annotation of a GenBank genome assembly
AUGGAGAAGUUAUGGUUUAGUUUGGAGCUAAAAGUAGAUAUCUGCUUAUGUUACAACUCACCAACAUCUUUACUUCCACAGCAAUUGUUGAUAUCUUCCAGAAAUCUGGAGUUCUUCACCAAUGGCUAUCGCUAUCUGAUUCUGAUUCUUCCUGCUGCAGUUGUUGCACCCAUGUACUUCUCCGGAAAAAUUGAAUUUGGUGUCAUAAAUCAAUCCGUAUCUGCUUUCAAUCAUAUUCUUGGAGAUUUCUCAGUCGUUGUGUACCAAUUUCAGGCAAUCAGUGCCUUUUCAGCUGUCAUAAACCGACUAGGGGAAUUUGAUGAUGUUUUGGAUACCAGUAACCGUAAAAGUCUAUCUGGUCCUUCAAAAGAGAUUCAUCUUAGAUAUUGUGAUAUAGAAAAUUCAACUUUCUUGAACUCUAAUGGAUCUGUACCCAUUGGCAACUGUAGAAUGUUACUGGCUAUUGAGAGUUUGACCCUACUGACACCAGCAAGUAAAGCAAUGCUUAUCAGGGACUUAUCAUUAGAGAUUUUUGAGAAGGAUCAUUUGCUGGUUAUGGGACCAAGUGGGAGUGGUAAAACAUCAUUAUUAAGAGCUAUUGCUGGUCUUUGGAGUACUGGGAGUGGAGUAAUCAGAUUCUAUGUGAAAAAUGCAAAAGAUCCUGAACCACCGUUACCUGUAGAUGUGGCUCCUUGUGUAGUAACUGCCUCAGAUGAUGUAUAUUGGGACUUUGGAAGACCCAUAUGUGGAAAUUCAACAAGUGUAUUUUUCCUUCCUCAGAGACCAUAUAUGGUUUUGGGAACACUUCGUCAACAGUUGCUUUAUCCUACAUGGACUGAAGAUUCAGUUUCAAUGUCAGAUACUUCUAAACCCACUGGUAUAACAUCUGAAUUCUAUCGCUAUGUUGUUUUAGCUAAACUAAAUAACUGA